This is a messenger RNA of Peniophora sp. CBMAI 1063, 1125 nucleotides long. NCBI's taxonomy places the organism in Eukaryota, Fungi, Basidiomycota, Agaricomycetes, Russulales, Peniophoraceae. The record is from the annotation of a GenBank genome assembly.
AUGUUCUUCUCAAUCACUGUAUCGCUAGCCCUUCUCAUUCCCACUUACGCGGCGCCAUACGUCUCCCUCUACCGGCGACUGGACGCGAGCGCCCUCCGCCAGAACGGUCUCGACGCGCAGGCGCAGAAUCAGAACUUCACAUCUUUGACAGCAGACUCUUCAUGCACGGAGGGCACCAACGCUUGUGUGAACAACGCGUUUGCGCAGUGCGUCGGUGGCUCCUUUGUGCUUCAGCCGUGCAGCGGCGGAGAGAUCUGUGCUGCUCUUCCCCUCGUGAACUCUGCAGGCACCUCCAUUACUUGCACUACGACCGCUGAUCGCGAUGCGCGCAUCCAAUCCGCGCUUGGCUCCGACUCCUCUUCAUCGGGAGCCACCACAGCCGCGGGCUCCUCCGCUACCAGCGCUGCGACUUCCUCUUCCGCGGCUGCCGCAUCCACCUCCACAUCAAAGUCACCUGGCUCGAACAACUCUGGUGAUCUACAAACCUCCAUGACACUUGACGCCUCCCUCGUCGGCUCAAACCUCGCAAAGGACGGCACGACCGCCUCAGGCGGCGAGACGCCGUCGCUCACCUCGACGAACAACUUCAUCAACUUCUGUGCCAACUUCACUUCUACGCCUAUCACCAACGGCCAGCAAGUCAAGACGGGCUCGUGCAACCCCGUCCCGAUGGGCCAGAUCGCGGCCAACAGCAACAUGCCGCAGUGCAAGUUCGUGCAUCCGGUCAACAUGGGCACUGUCAAGGCGAACCAAGACUUCACUGUGACCAUGGCCAUCAAGAACCUCGACACUGGGUUCUUCACCAACCCCGACACGAACUACUACUCGGCGCCGCAGCAGAUCAACGCUGAUACGGGCAACAUCCGCGGACACUCGCACUUCGUCAUCGAGGCGCUCGACGCGAUCAACCAGACCACCCCGCUCGACAACACCAAGUUUGCUUACUUUGCUGGCGUCAACUCGCCAGCUGUGGAUGGGAAGCUGAACGUCACGGUUAGCGGUGGCUUGCCGAAGGGCGCGUACAGACUCGCGAGCAUCAACUCUGCGAUGAACCACCAGCCCGUUCUCGUUGCGGAGGCGCAGCGUGGCGCUGUUGAUGACAUGAUCUACUUUACGGCUGUCUAA